GUGAACUCAUGAUUUUGGAACAGUUCAAAAACAUUCUUCCUGACAACAUUGCUACUUAUAUAAUAGAACACAGGGUUACUUCGGUGUCCGAAGCUGCGGUGGCAGCGGAUGAGUUUGUGUUACUUCAUAAGGGCAGGUUCGGAGGGCGCGCUGGAGCUCUACCCGUUUUUGAAGGAAGUAGAAGGGCUGUUGAUGUUGGUUCAUUGGGGAUGGAUCCAAAGAAAGUGGCUUGGGAAAAAUCUGAGGAUACUUGUAACUAUUGUCGUGAGAAAGGCCAUUGGAAACCAGAAUGUCCGGCGCUUAGAGCAAAAUCCAAGGGAGGAAGAUUUGUGGGUAAACCAGUUGCAUUAGCUGUUCCUGUGAAAAGCUGCUGUGUUAACGAGGUGCUUACGGACCACUUAUGGGGAUCAGAGGUUUUAGCGUCCUAUGAUCCUUUUAUAAGAGAGGGCUUGGUGUCAUUGGUAGGUAGCAAUGUCAGAGUUCAAUUAACAUUUUGAGGGAUACCGGUGCAUUUGACUCCUUUAUCGUUGACUCUGUUCUGCCUUUGUCUGAGGAAAGUGACACUGGUGACACGGUUCGGAGUCGGGGGAUGGGAUUAACGGUUUUCCCUGUUCCUGUUCAUAAAAUGUAUCUUGACUGUGACCUUGUUAAAGGGGAGGUAGCUAUUGGUGUACGCCCAGCUUUUCCAAUCAAGGGGAUACAUUUCAUUCUGGGUAACGGUUUGGCAGGUGGUAGAGUCUGGGCUGAUGUUCCCUCUGUGUUGUUAGUCACUGGUGGUCUGAUGGAGUCAGGAUCUGAGAAGUGCUCUACAGUGAUGCCAGACGUCACGGCCUCGUGUGUGAUCACACGUGCUAGGGCGAAAAGGGAUCAUGACUUGCUACCAGAUGGAAAGUCAACUGACACAGUGGAGGUUCCAUCUUUGUCUGACUUUUCGGUAUUACUUACACACCAUGAGGUGGGAGAGGAGCAACGUCAGGAUUCUUCGUUGAAAGACCUUUUUGACUGUGUUAAGCCAGUUGCACAGGGGGAAAACACUUCAAGUGGAUACAUGUUGCAUAAUGACUUGUUGUUUAGAAGAUGGGUUCCUGUGGCUGUUGAUGGUGGGGGAACUGAGGUUUUCCAGCUGGUGGUGCCAACUAAGUUUUGUCCUCUGGUCCUGAAAGUCGCACAUGAUGAGUGUGGACACUUUGGGGUUCGGAAAACAUAUUUGAACAUCCUGAGACACUACUUUUGGCCACGUCUAAAGAGAGAUGUGUCGCAGUAUAUUAGAACAUGUCAUGAGUGUCAGCUAACAGGGAAACCAAACCAGAAGAUCAAACCAGCACCACUACAGCCGAUACAAGUGUGCUUCUCAGAUACUGGUGUUGCUAAAGGUGUGGCUGGGUGCUGAAGGCGAGGAUUGCUGUGUGAAGGUGGUGUAUUUCAUUGGGGUUCUGGGGGAGUGCCAUAUGUGUGGUUUUGUUUUCC
Molecule: messenger RNA, 1467 nt
Organism: Gymnodraco acuticeps
Lineage: Eukaryota; Metazoa; Chordata; Actinopteri; Perciformes; Bathydraconidae
Exons: 2
Coding region: 590-1390 (266 amino acids)
Source: RefSeq, a predicted model, not a curated record